Messenger RNA from Zalophus californianus (California sea lion), 3656 nucleotides. It is a transcript of the gene ALDH18A1, whose product is annotated as aldehyde dehydrogenase 18 family member A1. The coding region runs from base 403 to 2820 and encodes 805 amino acids. NCBI's taxonomy places the organism in Eukaryota, Metazoa, Chordata, Mammalia, Carnivora, Otariidae. The record is from RefSeq and is a predicted model, not a curated record. The transcript has 18 exons. Gene Ontology annotation, molecular function: glutamate 5-kinase activity; ATP binding; glutamate-5-semialdehyde dehydrogenase (NADP+) activity. Gene Ontology annotation, cellular component: cytoplasm; mitochondrion.
UUCCCGCCUCCCCGUGAAGCCUGGUGGGGCCCCUAUCCCCUAGCGGGACGUGGACGUGCACCCCCAGAUGUCGAGCCCCGCCUCCCUGCGUCUGCCCGGGACUGGGCGGGCGGGGCCCGCCACGUGGAGCUCAGACCAGAUUCUCCAAGGCGCCUACGCUGUUGCCGCGGCGUAGCUCCGGCUCGGCCCUUCGCCCCACGUCAACAGCGGAGGCUCCGCGGCCUGCGUUUACACCAACGCCGCUGACGUAACGUCAUCUUGCGGGACGUGGACGGAAGAAAAAGGAGAGUAAGCCGGCGCCAGAAUCGGUCCGGCGUGGAGUGCGGACGAGGCGGCGGGCCAGGGCAGUGAGGUCGGGCGGCGGCGUGAAGCAGAUACUUUGAUCAUUGACUACAUCGCAGCAUGUUGAGUCAAGUCUACUGCUCCGGGUCCCAGCCCUUCCGCCAGCGUCUCCUGCCCUGGGUCCAAUCCACAGCCCUCUCCAGAUCUCGAGCUACAGAUCGUGUCCAGCCUUCAGCCAUCAGACAUGUUCGUUCUUGGAGCAACAUCCCCUUUAUCACUGUACCCCUCAGUCGUACACAUGGCAAGUCUUUUGCCCACCGCAGUGAGCUGAAGCAUGCCAAGAGAAUCGUGGUGAAACUUGGAAGUGCUGUAGUAACCCGGGGGGAUGAGUGUGGCCUUGCCCUGGGGCGCCUCGCAUCUAUUGUUGAGCAGGUGUCAGUGCUCCAGAAUCAAGGCCGAGAGAUGAUGCUGGUGACCAGUGGAGCCGUAGCCUUUGGCAAGCAACGCUUGCGCCAUGAGAUCCUUCUGUCUCAGAGCGUCCGGCAGGCCCUGCACUCGGGGCAGAACCAGCUGAAAGAGAUGGCAAUUCCAGUCUUAGAAGCACGAGCCUGCGCAGCCGCCGGACAGAGUGGACUGAUGGCCUUAUAUGAGGCCAUGUUUACCCAGUACAGCAUCUGUGCUGCCCAGAUUUUGGUGACCAACUUGGAUUUCCACGAUGAGCAGAAGCGCCGGAACCUUAAUGGGACACUUCAUGAGCUCCUCCGAAUGAACAUCGUCCCCAUUGUCAACACAAAUGAUGCUGUCGUGCCCCCAGCUGAGCCCAAUAGUGAUCUCCAGGGGGUAAAUGUUAUUAGUGUUAAAGAUAAUGAUAGUCUGGCUGCGCGUCUGGCCGUGGAAAUGAAAACUGACCUCCUGAUUGUUCUUUCAGAUGUAGAAGGUCUUUUUGACAGUCCUCCAGGGUCAGAUGAUGCAAAGCUCAUUGAUAUAUUUUAUCCUGGAGAUCAGCAGUCUGUGACAUUUGGAACCAAGUCAAGGGUAGGAAUGGGUGGCAUGGAAGCCAAGGUGAAAGCGGCCCUCUGGGCUUUGCAAGGUGGCACUUCUGUGGUUAUUGCCAACGGAACCCACCCAAAGGUGUCUGGGCAUGUCAUCACAGACAUCGUGGAGGGAAAGAAAGUUGGCACCUUCUUUUCCGAAGUAAAGCCUGCAGGUCCUACCGUUGAGCAGCAGGGAGAAAUGGCUCGAUCAGGAGGAAGGAUGUUGGCCACUUUGGAACCUGAGCAGAGAGCAGAGAUUAUCCAUCAUCUGGCUGAUCUGUUGACGGACCAACGUGAUGAGAUCCUGUUAGCCAACAAAAAAGACUUGGAGGAGGCAGAGGGUAAAGACCAAGUGAUUCGGAGGAGACUUGCAGCCCCUCUGCUGAAACGCCUGAGCCUCUCCACAUCCAAAUUGAACAGCCUGGCCAUCGGUCUGCGACAGAUUGCAGCCUCCUCACAGGAUAGUGUGGGGCGUGUUUUGCGCCGAACCCGAAUUGCCAAAAACUUGGAACUAGAACAAGUGGCUGUGCCGAUUGGAGUCCUGCUGGUCAUCUUUGAGUCCCGUCCUGACUGUCUGCCCCAGGUGGCAGCCUUGGCUAUUGCAAGUGGUAACGGCUUGUUACUCAAAGGAGGGAAGGAGGCCACACACAGCAAUCGGAUUCUUCACCUUUUGGCCCAAGAGGCCCUCUCAAUCCAUGGAGUCAAAGAGGCCAUACAGCUGGUGAAUACCAGAGAAGAAGUGGAAGAUCUCUGUCGCCUAGACAAAAUGAUAGAUCUGAUCAUUCCACGUGGCUCUUCCCAACUGGUCAGAGAUAUCCAGAAAGCUGCUAAGGGAAUCCCAGUGAUGGGGCACAGUGAAGGGAUCUGCCACAUGUAUGUGGAUUCAGAGGCCAGCGUCGAUAAAGUCACCAGACUGGUCCGAGACUCUAAAUGUGAAUAUCCAGCUGCCUGUAAUGCUUUGGAGACUCUGUUAAUCCACCGAGAUCUGCUGAGAACUCCAUUAUUUGACCAGAUCAUUGACAUGCUGAGAGUGGAACAGGUGAAAAUUCACGCAGGCCCCAAGUUCGCCUCCUACCUGACCUUCAGCCCCUCUGAAGUGAAGUCCCUCCGAACGGAGUAUGGGGACCUGGAAUUGUGCAUUGAAGUGGUGGACAGCGUCCAGGAGGCCAUCGACCACAUCCACAAGUACGGCAGCUCACACACAGAUGUCAUCGUCACGGAAAAUGAGAAAACAGCUGAGUUCUUUCUCCAGCACGUAGAUAGUGCCUGUGUGUUCUGGAACGCCAGCACCCGCUUCUCUGAUGGCUACCGCUUCGGACUGGGAGCCGAAGUGGGCAUCAGCACAUCGAGGAUCCACGCACGGGGACCGGUAGGACUUGAGGGACUGCUCACUACUAAGUGGCUGCUGCGGGGGCAGGACCAUGUGGUCUCGGAUUUCUCAGAGCAUGGAAGUUUAAAAUACCUUCAUGAGAACCUCCCUGUGCCUCAGAGAAAUACCAACUGAAAGCAUUCCAAGAAGAGCAGGGAAAGAUUCAAGAGGUCUUCACAGUUAAGCUUGUCUUCAGAAUCUCCGGAGAUGAGCCAGGUCUCAUCUCCCACUCCCGGAAGGGUCUGCCUGUUGGAAAGUGCACCGAGAUGCCUCUGGGCUCCAUUUGGCUAUGCCAGUCUUGGCACAUGUGCAUAUUCCAAUUCACCCUUCUCUUUUAUAGUUAGAAAAUAAUCGCUAUGAAUGGGGACUUUGCUUAAUUGCUGCAGUUAGGGACUUCGCUUCACACAGUGCAGUUCCCUUCAUGAUAGAAACAGAAAGGUGCAGCUUCCCCACAAAAAAGGCAACAGGAAAAUCAUGGACGCUUUUACCUUUUUAUCGCCUCAGUGAGGUAACGUCUCCCCUGACGUUUGGUUGGCACUAGGGCCCAUCACACCUAAUCUGUCUUUCCACAUUUCAUCUCUUUAUGCUCACACUCAUCUUCAAAAAGGAAAGGUUUGGAAUUUAGAAGGGGGGCAGCUCUUCUUUUUAGCAUUCUCAUCAGAAACAGUCACAAAAAUGGACUGAAUCAUUUCCAUUGGGAAGAUUGACCUUUUGUAUUUAUUGUGGAGUAAAGAUAAAGCAGCAUUUCAGAUGCUUGUGCCUCUCCGGACCCAGAAGAUUCGGCAUGACUCGGGAUGCAGUUGGAACCUGGAGCUGCGAGUCCCAGGAUGAAGUAUCUACAGCAAUUAUGCUUGAAAUUUUUAUAUAAAUUAUUUUGUCAUCCUACCCUUUUCCUCCAAAACACAAAUUAGAAGGUUAUUUUAAUACUUUGGAUUCUUCCCUCUUUUUGAGAAAUAAAGUUCUUAUGAAAA